Messenger RNA from Sphaeroforma arctica JP610, 174 nucleotides. RefSeq lists its product as hypothetical. The annotation marks the transcript as partial. The transcript has a single exon. The record is from RefSeq and is a predicted model, not a curated record. NCBI's taxonomy places the organism in Eukaryota, Ichthyosporea, Ichthyophonida.
GAACAAGUCAAGGGUAAGGUGUACGCUGUCAAUGGCAACCGAUACUAUUCGCGUCCGGCCUCAGGUCUCGUGCAGGGGGCAGCGCUGAUCGCGCGGUGUGCUUACGACGACAAUGCAGCUGUUUGCGAAGCCGUGGAGAAGACAGGUAUGUUGGCAAACUGCUUGUAUGUGUGA